GAAAAAGUGUUCUUAACUAGACCGCACUUAAUCCUUGAUAGAAGCGUAUAUACGAGAGCGUAGCCAAACGUGGUCUCCAAGCAAGCAACUUCUUCCAAUAUUUAGACCCACCCUAUAUUUCUGCCCCUUUUAUAACCUCUAUCUCCUCUUUCUCUUUCUCUCUCCGAACAAGAGCCAACCAGUUAGGGAAUUCAAACUCAGUUCAAUAAUUGAAUCGAACAGAAGAAGCAAAUCUGGAAUCCCGGUACGAUUAAAUUCUCUCUUUCACAGUUCAUUCAGAUUAAAUUACUGAAAAGACUAGUGUCACUGACACAAACCUCACCGAGGAAAUUCGAACUGGAACAUGCCACUCCUGGGACCGUAACAUGGAAUUCAAAGAUCAGGGUGGAAUUUAUUAUGACUUGCCGGGGUUACCACCUGGAGUGAAAUUUGACCCAAGUGACCUAGAAAUACUACAGUAUUUGGAGGCAAAAGUUGGGUCUGAUGCACGCAAGCUUCAUCCCCUUAUUGAUGAGUUCAUACCAACUAUUGAAGGCGAGAAUGGGAUUUGGUAUACCCACCCAGAAAAACUACCAGGAGUGGGCAAAGAUGGACAGAUCCGCCACUUCUUUCAGAGGCCAUCAAAAGCAUACACAACUCGAACAAGGGAAAGAAGAAAGGUUCACACGGAUGAAGGAAGGGAAAGAAGAAAGGUUUACACCGAUGAAGAAGGAAGUGAAACAAGAUGGCACAAAACUGGAAAAACUAGAGCUGUUUUUUCAGCUGAUGGUACUGUGAAGGGUUUUAAAAAAAUACUAGUACUCUACACCUACUAUGGCAGGAAAAAGAAGCCUGAGAAGACUAAUUGGGUGAUGCAUCAAUAUCAUCUUGGCAGCACUAAAAAAGAGAAAGAUGGAGAAUUAGUUGUUUCAAAGAUCUUCUAUCAGAGGCAACCCAAACAAUGUGGAAGCCAAAGUAUUGUAAACUCAUUCAACAAUGAAGGCAAUGGGAAUACGAACUUCAGCAAUUCAAUAAUCACAUUUGGAAGCUGUUACUAUUCCUCAACUUCUGUUUGUGAGACUGAAGACUCAUCAAACAGGUUUGAUGAUGUUGAAAUGUAAUGUAUUUCUAGUAGGUUUUUAGGAGCUUCCUUAUAUUCCUUGUAUGCUGAACUACUAUCCCUUAUAAAUAGGGUGGUAUGGUGUAUUAGGAUUUAGUGAAGUAAUAAAAUUUUUAGUUUCUCUCAA
Molecule: messenger RNA, 1226 nt
Organism: Vigna radiata var. radiata (mung bean)
Lineage: Eukaryota; Viridiplantae; Streptophyta; Magnoliopsida; Fabales; Fabaceae
Product: NAC domain-containing protein 10-like
Exons: 4
Coding region: 366-1100 (244 amino acids)
Biological process (GO): regulation of DNA-templated transcription
Cellular component (GO): nucleus
Molecular function (GO): DNA-binding transcription factor activity; transcription cis-regulatory region binding
Source: RefSeq, a predicted model, not a curated record